UAACCAUUUACCAAGCAUAGAUAGAGAAGGAAUGGCAAUGGCAGCUUGACAGUGAGCGACGACGUGGAGGAUGGCAGACCUUGUCAAGUAAACAAUCACUUCAAACUUCAAAGCCUUCCCCGCUUCCAUCCAGUUUCAUUUCAUUCUUUCUUGUUGGCACUGCCACACUCUCAGAAUUAGAAAUGUCGACACUGCUUCUUCUACCCACUCCUCCCUUCACCUCCAUACACCGCCGCAGCAACACCACAUUAUCAUCAUCAUCCUCUGCUUCCCUUUCUCUUCUUCCCUCUCAUCACCACCCUCUCACUCUCCCACGCUUCCAUUCCACCGCGCGCAGAGGUAACCUUUCCCUUCUUCGUCGUGCCGUCGAUUCUUCCUCCUUCUCCGACCCUAAAACCGAAGAAGCAGCAGAACAAGAUGAAGGUUCCGUCAACAGUGAAACUGUUCGGCUCGCCGACGAGGAUUAUCCCAGUGGCGAGUUCGAAUUCGAAGCCAUUACUGGAUGGAGAAACUUCCUCGUUAAGGUUAAGAUGCUCUUCGCCUACCCCUGGGAGCGUGUUCGCAAAGGCAGCGUCCUCACCAUGAAGCUUCGUGGCCAGAUAUCUGAUCAAGUGAAGAGUAGAUUCUCUCCGGGACUUUCUCUGCCCCAAAUCUGUGAGAAUUUCGUGAAAGCAGCCUACGAUCCUCGAAUUUCCGGAAUAUAUCUUCAUAUAGAGAGUUUGAACUGUGGCUGGGGUAAAGUUGAAGAAAUUCGAAGACACAUUUUGAAUUUCAAAAAAUCAGGAAAAUUUGUUGUGGCUUAUGUCCCUCUUUGUCAAGAAAAAGAAUAUUACCUUGCGUGUGCAUGUGAAGAGAUAUAUGCCCCUCCAAGUGCUUACUUUUCUUUGUUCGGAUUGUCUGUUCAAGCCUCAUUUCUCAGAGGAGUUUUAGAUAACAUAGGAAUUGAACCUCAAGUGGAAAGGAUUGGCAAAUACAAAAGUGCAGGAGAUCAACUAGCUCGAAGAAGCAUAUCUGAAGAAAAUUAUGAGAUGUUGACUGCAUUGCUUGAUAACAUCUAUACAAAUUGGCUGGAUAAAGUCUCUUCUGUCAAAGGAAAGAGGAGAGAAGAUAUUGAGAGCUUCAUAAAUGAAGGUGUUUAUCAAGUUGACAAGCUCAAAGAAGAGGGCCUCAUAUCAAAUGUAAUUUAUGAUGAUGAGGUUAUAGCCAUGUUGAAGGAGAGACUUGGAGUGAAAACAGAUAAAGAUCUGCCUAUGGUAGAUUACAGGAAAUACUCUCGUGUUAGGAAAUGGACAGUUGGUAUUUCAGGUGGUAAAGAUCUGAUAGCCAUCAUCCGAGCCUCAGGAAGCAUUAGUCGUGUUGAGAGUCAAUUUAGUGCCUCUAGCUCAGGCAUCGUUGCAGAGAAGUUCAUUGAGCAGAUUCGUAAAGUCAGAGAGUCAAAAAAAUUUAAGGCUGCUAUCAUCAGAAUUGACAGUCCUGGAGGUGAUGCUCUUGCUUCUGAUCUGAUGUGGAGAGAAAUUCGACUUUUGGCUGCGUCAAAACCAGUCAUUGCUUCAAUGGCUGACGUGGCAGCAAGUGGAGGAUACUACAUGGCAAUGGGAGCUCAAGCUAUUGUCGCUGAAAGUCUUACCUUAACUGGUUCAAUUGGAGUUGUCACAGGAAAAUUUAACCUAGAGAAACUGUAUGAGAAGAUUGGCUUUAACAAAGAAAUCAUAUCAAGAGGAAGAUAUGCUGAGGUUCUUGCUGCUGAACAACGCCCUUUUAGACCAGAUGAAGCAGCACUAUUUGCCAAAUCUGCACAACAUGCUUAUAAACAAUUUCGAGACAAGGCAGCUUUAUCCAGAUCAAUGGCUGUUGAUAAGAUGGAGGAGGUGGCCCAAGGGAGGGUUUGGACUGGUAAAGAUGCAGCUUCACAUGGUUUGGUUGAUGCUCUUGGUGGGCUUUCACGUGCUAUUGCCAUAGCGAAAUUGAAGGCCAAUAUUCCUCAAGACAGUCAGGUCACUGUGGUGGAGAUCUCCAGAACCAGCCCUUCCCUACCUGGGAUUUUGUUAGGCGUAGGGAGUUCCCUCGUAGGAGUGGAUAGAACAUUGAAGGAAUUGCUACAGGGCUUGACGUUUUCAGAUGGAGUUCAAGCCCGAAUGGAUGGAAUCAUGUUUCAGACAUUGGAAGGAAGUCCUUACACCAAUCCCAUUUUUUCCAUAAUAAAAGAUUACCUUAGUUCACUGUAGUUGUUUAUAAUUCAUUACAAUCAUUUUAUCCUAUUUAUAUAGUUUUCCUUAUAUUUUUCUUUUUUGAGCGUGUCUAAAGGUAUAAUAGACGAUGAGGGUCGUCUUCAUAGAUGUCUCCCUCACAAUCCUUGUACAUGCAUAAUGUAAAGUGGAAAGUUAAAGCGUCACUGAAAUCAUAGUUCUACACAUCAGCUAUGCAUAGUUUAAAACAUAUAUUUGUAAAUUAUGUUUUACAGUUGUCUCGAGUUUUUUCGGAGGA
Lotus japonicus is the source of this 2484-nucleotide messenger RNA. Its product is annotated as serine protease SPPA, chloroplastic-like. Gene Ontology annotation, cellular component: membrane. Gene Ontology annotation, molecular function: peptidase activity. The transcript is spliced from 13 exons. Bases 183 to 2225 code for a protein of 680 amino acids. The record is from RefSeq and is a predicted model, not a curated record. Lineage: Eukaryota; Viridiplantae; Streptophyta; Magnoliopsida; Fabales; Fabaceae.